ACAACCACUACACUACAACCACAACUUACAACUUGCAACGAAGGAGUCGAUAAUCGGAAUGACCAGAAAAAAGUACUUCAUUCAGGUAAAUGGCAAUGUCAUCAUUCGCACACAUAUAGGCAUUCAUUGUGCUAUGGAGCCAUGUUUGUUUGAUGAAACUGUUCAGGUCAUUCUCCAGUCUAUAGAGAGCAUUGUUUACAAUCGUGUCCAGGAAGUGAAGACAGGUGUAGAUGCGAAAAAAUGGAUCUUUCAAUUUGGAUGCACCAAAAGAGAUGAAAUGCUUAUAUCUUAUGCAUUUCGACGCAGUCCAACUAAAAAUUCCAUCUUGAUGAAGAAUGAUAAAACGCCUGGAGAAAAGAAACCAUCACUGGAAGGGGGCUUCUGGCAGUGCUUCGGCAUCUUCUGUGAGCAGCUUGUUAUUACUGCAACUGAACAAAUUGUGAAUUCUUGUAACUCUCCGAUGCAGAAUAUGUUCCUGAAUGAAUGCAAUCCAAGCAAAUACUUCUUUGGCUCUUCAUUAUCACUAACGAUGUCUACAAAACGAAAAAAGGCAGCCUUCACAAAAAUGAGGUUCAAAUCCGCAAUUGAGCAAUCAGAGGAAGAUAGAGAUGUUUCCCAAAAGUUUCAAGGUAAAAAGCGUGAGACGAAUACUGUUGAAAAAAUGGCCAAACUGUGUGGACGUUUUUUAUACGACACUCACUCUAAGGAUAGUAAUGCUAAAUCGUGCGCAUCAAAGACCGAACUUGAUUGCCAAUCAUUUGCUACUGUCAACAAAAGUAAAAGACAUUUGGAAGUGGAUAACUCAGUGCCUUUGCAAGACUCCAAACGAACAAGGAUGACCAAAAGCAUUAAACCUCAAUCAAAGGGGAUGAGUGAAUUUGAAGUUGUAGAAAAAUCUAAAGAAAUGAUAUUAAUUGACAAUUAUGAUGAAGUAUCCUUUGAAAAUAUAAGUUCUGUGACCGAUAUUACUACUACCCAGAUUCGGUCUGUUGUGAGGUCUAUGGAGCCAGAUAUCAGAAGUAUUUUUGAAGGCACGACGUAUUCAGCGAGACAUCAAGAAUACAAAAAAGGAGGAGCAAGUCGAGCCAGACUUGUUUCAAAUUCAAAUUAUCACCAUUUUACUGAAGAGCAACAGGAAUGCAUCACGGACACAUUAAGACAGAUCUUUUGCUAUAAACAUACAAAGUAUUUCGAUUACAUAUUAAAAGUACUCGUUCCUGAAACCAUGGUGAUGGUAAUUGGGGCUGUGAAGAAUAAUUGUAAACGUUCAGAGCUUCAAAAAGACAAUGGAGAGAUGGGAGGUACAUCGCCCUAGUUGCCAUCUUUCAAGAAAACCUUUCGAAGAAGCUUCAACGAGUUAUUGAUCUGCACAAGAAGAGCUUAUCGCCAAUCAACAACUGCCUUGUGACAAAUAUAUCACAUGCUGCUGAGUCAGAUGCGUAUCAGCAGCCAUUGUAUGUAAGCUAAAUAGACUAAAAGAUAUAAACACGCAGCUUUAGACGAGCAAACGACUAAUGUUUGCUUUCCAAUAACUUCAACUGACAAACUGUGAACAACUGCUAGCAGUGACAAAAGUAAAGAUCAACGAGAAGCCAACAGAAGAAUUGAUGAACUUGAGUCUGAGAUAAUCUAACAUGGAUGUUAUGGUAUUAUUUCUGCAUAUUUCAUUUUUCUGCAUAAUCUAGAAAGGCAAUUGCAACUUUCAUAAACAAUGAAACACUGACAGGAAGGCAGAUCAGAAAAAAGACUAGAAAAAUUGAUUUUUUUCCCAGUGGUUUGAUUAGAUUAACUGUAAUUAACAAAAAAUAUUGACAAGAGGACCAACCCAGGACUUUGAAGCCAGAGAACAAAUAUCUAAAUAAACAAAGUAUAAGAUGUUAGUAUUAGUUCUUAUAUUACUUUCAAUAAAAUUGCGUCGUUUACAUUAUAUUUAAUAACUCAUCUGACCACUUAUCUGAGAAUACUGUCCAAUCUUAUGUAAAUUGUUAUUUUUUGCAUUAUUAUUAGUAUGUUUAUGUAAUUUGCAGUCAUUGUAUGUAAUUAGUGCUUUUAUUUGGAUAUUGUAUGUAGAGGAAUUUUAAAAUUGAACUGAACUCAACUGAACUGAACUGAACAAUGUUUUGCUGCUUCAUUAAGCUUCAUUAUGUAAGCUAUGGCAAUGUUUUUGAACGUGUUAUGUACAGUGCAUGUUCCCAAUGAAUCAAUAUACUUCUUAUAUUUUUUUCCAUCAAGUCAAGAUAGUUUCCAAGAUAGCUUGCUAUACAAGGUUUAGGUUAUUUAACAGAAAAUGUCCAGCAGAAUGGUAGUAUGACAGAGAAUGGUAGAAGAAAGCACUAACCUAACAAACAGAUCUGGCAUAAUCAUUUGGUAUCAAGAGUUCAUUUGUCAAACAGAGUAAUAUAUUGGGUGCAACAUCUGUUUUCCUAUCUGUUGUUUUAAUAGUUUUAAUUGACAUCACUAUUCUUCAUAGAAUGUGAAUGACGUUAGUUGGACAGACUUACAUAACGUAAAAAAGAGAUUAGUGCACACAAGGUCUAAAUUUAACAAAAAGGCAGAUAAUUGUGUAAAUAUACUUGUGCAACCAGUCAAGCAAAGCUUACCACAGAUUCCAUGCCUGAUCUUUAUAGAAAUUACUGCCUCCCCAGUUUCAUCUUAAUUUUUUUUAACUGAACCUAUAUCGAUAUGAUACCCAGGAUUUGACAACAUAUUUGGCAAAGUACAUUUUAACAAAAAAUUCCAAACAGAUGUUGGCUGAAAAUGAUUAAAAACUGACAUCAACUAGUGUGUAAAAAGCAGGUUGAUAACAAGAUAUGAAAGUUGAAUCAUUGAUUAUUGUGAGGUUUGUACCAAAUGUAGCUUUGUCUGGUUUUAAAAAACAUGGAAAAUGACAGUUCUUAAUCUUCUGGAAAAUGAAUAGCUUUAUUGCAGUG
Molecule: messenger RNA, 2930 nt
Organism: Rhopilema esculentum
Lineage: Eukaryota; Metazoa; Cnidaria; Scyphozoa; Rhizostomeae; Rhizostomatidae
Source: RefSeq, a predicted model, not a curated record